Messenger RNA from Ordospora colligata OC4, 288 nucleotides. RefSeq lists its product as uncharacterized. Gene Ontology annotation, molecular function: DNA binding. Bases 1 to 288 code for a protein of 95 amino acids. Lineage: Eukaryota; Fungi; Microsporidia; Ordosporidae. Gene Ontology annotation, cellular component: nucleus. The transcript has a single exon. The record is from RefSeq and is a predicted model, not a curated record.
AUGCGAGAAAACAAGCCGAUAAUCAUAACAAAGACAAAGCAGGAUGGACAAGGAAAGCCAAGGACAGUAAAUACCGAGGAAGUUGAGAUGAAGAUAGUUGACAGAAAGAUGGGGGAGACAAUUAUGAAUGCUAGAGCAAAGAAGGGGCUUUCCAGAAAAAACCUAGCACAGAAUAUGAACAAGAAUCUGUCCAUAAUUGACAGUUGGGAAAGAUGUGAAGCGGUCUAUGAAGAAAAGAUUGCAAAAGAGUUUGAGAAAGCUCUUGGGAUUAAACUCGAAAGGAAAUGA